UUUCGACUUUAAACUUUAAGCCCUGUAUCUAGAAUUUAUAUUAUAAUUAAUAAUAUUUUUAUUAUAAAUUUGUCCUGUAUGACGAUUGACGUCUGUCUCUGUGCUAAACAACAAACCAUUCUGUAAAGCGAGCUAAAUUAUAUUAUUCUUAAUAAUAUAACAAGAGACGUAAUAAUUUAUAUUUUCUUACACCAUUAAGGAAAAGUAAAUACUACGUUGUUAUUAAAUAAAAUAUUUGUUUGGCAAGUGUGACGUGAUAAAAAUGGUUGAACCAGGUAAACAAUUCGAUGUACACUCAACCCCGACCUUAUCAAACGUGGCCACAAUCCAGCCUGAUGUGCCAAUGUUUCGAAAUCCCAUACCUUCAACAUCCACUGGCGUUCUUGGGCCACCAGCUCUACCUCCUAGGCCGGAAAUUGCUCAACCUGGCUACAUGAACAGUGGAAUGUAUGGUAUGGGAGGGUCGUAUGGCAUGGGGGGAUACGGUGGCUACGGUUAUGGAUAUGGUGGUGGUAUGGGUGGAUAUGGAAUGAGUUCUUAUGGUAUGGGGGGAAUGGGAGGCAUUGGAGGAAUGGCACCCUAUGGAAGUUACAACCGCCACCCAAUGGAUAUUGAAAACAGGUUUAUACAAAUGGCAGAAGAGAGUUCACGACCAGCCUUUGACUCAAUACAAAGUAUUGUGAAUGCUGUUGGGAGUGUGGCUAUGAUGCUUGAGAGCACAUUCUUCGCACUGACAAGUUCAUUUCGAGCUAUAUUAGGUGUUGCAGAAAACUUUGGCCGUUUACGAACACUAUUUGCCCAGUUUUGGUCAACAUUUGCUGUUGUAAGAUCACUCAAUUGGCUUAUUAGGAAACUUUUGGUGCUUCUAGGUAUUAGGACUGAAUGUGAAUUUAAGGCAUGGGCGGAAGCAGUGCAAACUACACAAACGGGUGUGGCAACACCGGAACAAAAAGCCAAAGGCUCAAGUUGGCCAAUUCUUCUGUUCUUGGGAGUGAUAGCUGCUGCCCCGUAUAUAGUACUGAAGAUGGUGAAUGGACUGUCUUCAAGUAUCAAUGAGCGAUUACAUGACCCUCACACAUGGCAGAAUCCAUUAAGAGCGGUCGGUCAGCACGACUUUCAGGCAACGACGCCUCAAGAAUUGAGCUUCAAUGCGAAUCAAGUGAUUACAUUGGCACCGCAGCACUUACAGGGGCACCUUUGGAAUUCUGGUUGGCUAAUGGCAACCACAGACAAACAGUUUGCAGGCCUUGUACCAGUCAAUUAUAUAAAGGUCAUCAAACCAAUGGAAAAUACUGACCCCAAAGAGGAUUUGGAGAAAUGUUACAAGCAAGAAUUGUAGUGUAAGCAAUAUUGUUAAUUGUGAUAGAUUUUUACGACUCCAUAUCAAAUUUUGGAAAAGAAAAUUCAUACAAAUUUGACACCAUAUAUAGGAUUGUUAAAAGAGAAUGAGUGUGACGCAAUUUAUUCAAUUGUUUUUUUUUGUGACGUCAUCUUUAAUGUUUUAUCGUUAGCCUCUUAUUUGGUCCAUUUCUGGACGUAAGCCUACAUUCCUGAAGUACGCCCGGUAUUGGCCUCUGCAUCCAAUAAAAUAAAUUAUGUCGGUCAUUGUAUACAAUUUAUAUAUCUAUUAAUUCAAUAUAUAUAUAUCUAUCUAUGACGCAACUCUGGACGGAGCGUCAUCUUAACAGAGCAACGUUAACGCCAUUGUUUGUUUCCGUAUUUUGAACGUACGUUUCAUAUACGUAUUAUAUGUAUCGCAGUAAACUACUUAAAUCAGAUAUUAAAUUAAAUCUCUAAACAGUUAAUUAACAAACUAACGUUUGCCAAAAAAAAAGACUCUAAAAGUAAAGCUGUUGUCGUGACCGCCAUCUUGUUUUACAUUAUUGGUUGGCUUUCGGUCAGACAGAUGGUUAAACGUUUUCGACGCUGCUAUAUCUAAAUGAAUAUGCUAGCGACUUGAUUGAAUAUCGAUCUUUAAGUAACUGUCUAGAGAUUCAAUUUACUCUCUGAUUUAACUACUGCAACAUAUGAAAAAAGUUAGCGCGCGCCAGACAUAAUGUAAAUGUAAACACGCAGGUAUCUCUCUAUAUCAAACUUUAUAUCAGAGAAAAGGGUUAGCCUUUGACAUUUAUUUUUGACACACGACACUUGCUAGACUAAUUUUUUAUAAGUAUUUUUACUUUUUUGCGUCUGCGGCGCAAACUGUUGUUGUCUCUGGCAGAAUGACUAGCGCUGUGGAACACGUCUGCUCCACAGCAUAAUGCUGAGCCAGUUACAACCGCAACACACACACACUUAAAAUGUACCUUAUUGUGGUUAUUUGAUUAUCAUAAUUUUGUGUGUAUUUAAAACAUUGUGUAAAAAAUUUAAAACUGUUAUGUCAAUAAGAUUUGUUUAAAUUAUAAUUUACAAUAGGAAUUGUAUCUUAAAUGUGCGGAAGAAAAUUAUAUAGACACAACUACAAUGUUAAGCUACAACCAGUGUGAUGACGUCAUACCUUGAAUCGCUUUAGCUAUUCCGACAGCUAAGGAUAUAUUAUACAACAAUGUUGCAAACCUGGGUAUACCAAUACGAAAACUAAGGUUCCAACUAUGAACAAAGCGUAUGAUACUAUGGAAAUAAAAGUCUUUAGAAAUAUCAUGUUAAUAAGGUGUAUGAUAAAGAAGUAAAAUUAAACAUAGUUCGAUAUAUUGUUUGGACUUCAUAAGUAUGUAAGUAUGGGAAACGAUAUAGGUGCGAUUAUGUUAUUGUGAUAAACUUUUUAUUUUUUUGUUAAAUGGUGAAAUGGUUAAUAGAAUAAGUUAUUCUACUAGUUUUUACAUGUUAUCUAUGGAAUUUAUUUCGCAUUUCCUCACCAUCGGUGAGCUCUCUAAAUAGAAUGGACUGAAGUUAUUAAAUAAUUCGAUAUA
Messenger RNA from Pieris rapae (cabbage white), 2909 nucleotides. RefSeq names its product peroxisomal membrane protein PEX13 (gene Pex13). Gene Ontology annotation, molecular function: protein binding. The coding region runs from base 263 to 1339 and encodes 358 amino acids. Gene Ontology annotation, cellular component: peroxisomal membrane; peroxisome; peroxisomal importomer complex. The record is from RefSeq and is a predicted model, not a curated record. Lineage: Eukaryota; Metazoa; Arthropoda; Insecta; Lepidoptera; Pieridae. Gene Ontology annotation, biological process: protein import into peroxisome matrix, docking. The transcript has 6 exons.